AUGUUCCUCAAUUAUUUGCUAAUCCUCAUACUUACCAGUACAGAUGUAUUAUGUGAAGAUAAACGUUUCAUUACUACGCUGAUGUAUUCGAAAUUAUAUGUGCAACAAACCAUAGUCAACGGUGACCCAGCUACUGUCGGUCAAAUACCUUAUUUUGUAUCCAUAAAGAGGCCGGAACGACAGUACAGCGAAGAAAAUAUACUCUGGAAAAAUUUGUGUGGCGGAAGUAUCAUUGGUGUGAACAAAGUUCUUACAGCAGCCCACUGUUUCGAAGAUUACAACUACCACUACUUGAACAACUUUAACAUGUUGCGCGUUGUUGCAGGGAACAUAAAGAAUUUCAUCAUAUAUUCCGGUAAAAACAUCACAGAACCAACUAACCAAUGGCGUUAUUUAAACAAAGUAGUGAUACACAGUAAUUUCAACUUUCCCAACAACGAUAUAGCGCUGGUUUUCGUGAACGAUUGGCUUUACAACGAUUACAUCACCUUCGUGAUACCGGCUAGUUUGGAUAUUGAUUAUCACAGACGAUGUCUUGUGGUGGGUUUCGGAAUUACAAGCCAUGGUCUCGCUGAGGCUGCGUCACACGUGUUGUUAGUUGCGUGGAUAGACGUCUUGACAAAGUGGCAGUGCUCUAUUCUAUGGGAAAUGAAUAUGAACGGCUUCAUUUGUUCAGAUUCGGCACUGACGGAUGUGGCGAGGGGCGAUUCUGGAGGUCCGUUGGUAUGUAAGGGCACUACUGAUCCAGCGGAACGGAGCGAUAGAGACUUGCUCGUUGGUAUUGUAAGUGGCAAGAGUUUCGACAUAACUACUCUGUACACUCGCGUGUCAGCAUAUCGCGACUGGAUCGCUCGGGAUGCAGGGUUUAAAUUGACAAGUAAUGCCUUAUUCUGUUUAAUUACAUGGUUUAUAUUAUUAUAUGUUUAG
Molecule: messenger RNA, 927 nt
Organism: Parnassius mnemosyne (clouded apollo)
Lineage: Eukaryota; Metazoa; Arthropoda; Insecta; Lepidoptera; Papilionidae
Source: the annotation of a GenBank genome assembly